GUUUUCUUGUCACUAAAAAGAAAUAGGACCCCACAAUAAACCUUUGGCCGGCUCAUUUACACAGGACGCCUUCCGUAGUAUUUUUGCAAAAGCCGUUUGCUGGGCUCCGGAGAAGGCAAAAGGCUCGAGGCAGCCGGCCGGAAGGGCUCUCGUGGCUUCCUGCUUUGAUUCCUUAGACAGUGUCACCGCGGGCUGGGACUUUGGCCUCGGGGUGGCAGGCGCCACUGCAGCAGCUGUGCAGCGUGCAGGCAGGCCUCGUGGUCCCAGGCGCGCGGCUGGGUCCCCAACGGGCCCAUCCUCCAUUUGUACAUCACUACCGGCGUCAGGCCGCUCCCUCCAGCCGCCGCCCUGUGCAGUGACUUCCCGGAGGCGCCGCGAUCCCCGGCUGGAGGAAGGACGCAGGAGGGCCCCCGGAGGAUGGCACCGGAGAGCUGAGGCCGCCGCACCCCGGCACCCCGCUUGACUGUAGUCUGGUUUUGGGAUGCAGAUGCCAGCUUGGAACCUUGGUACCCAACUCAACCUAGGAGCAGCGUUCUUUAAAUGGUACAGCUCACGGCUGGGCCCAUCUCCAUCCUCCUCCUCGGGGUUCCACGGAGGCUUCUCGAUGAACUUGGUCCCCUUCUGCCGGCAACCCCUGGGCAGGAGACAUGGCUCUCCUCAGAUGGGGUCUGGGAAGACAGAACGUCCACCGGUCGAACAGGGUGCUCCUGCUGAAACUCACAGUCAUCAUCAUCUCCGUGCUUCUGCUUUGUGAAUAUUUCAUCUAUUACCUCGUCAUCUUUCGGUGCCGUUGGCCAGAGGUGAAGACGCUAGCCCAUGGCGAUAGCCAGGAGCCUGUACUGAAAGCCAUGUUUCUGGCUGACACUCACUUGCUUGGGGAGAUAAGAGGACACUGGCUGGACAAAUUACGGAGGGAGUGGCAAAUGGAGAGAGCCUUUCAGACAGCUCUGUGGUUGCUGCAGCCAGAAGUCGUCUUCAUUUUGGGGGACAUCUUUGAUGAAGGGAAGUGGAGCACUCCCCAGGCCUGGGUGGAUGAUGUCCAGCGGUUUCAGAAGAUGUUCAGGCACGGCAGCCACGUGCAGCUGAAGGUGGUUAUCGGCAAUCAUGACAUUGGCUUCCACUAUCAGAUGAGUAAAUACAGAAUAAAACGAUUUGAAGAAGUGUUCAGCUCAGAAAGGCUCUUCUCUUGGAAAGGAGUUAAUUUUGUGAUGGUCAACAGCGUCGCCAUGGAAGGGGAUGGUUGUAGCAUCUGCUCUGAAGCGGAAGCUGAACUCAGAGAGAUUUCUCGUAAACUGAAUUGCUCCCGAGAGCAGGUGCAAGGAUCCAGCCAGUGUGAAGGUGAGCAGCGGCUCCCCUUUUCCGCCCCCGUGUUGCUGCAGCACUACCCUCUCUACCGGGCCAGUGAUGCUAACUGUUCUGGUGAAGAUGCUGCUCCUCCAGAGGAAAGGAAUGUCCCCUUUAAGGAGAAAUAUGAUGUUCUUUCUCAAGAGGCCUCACAAAAGCUGCUGUGGUGGCUCCAGCCUCGCCUGGUCCUGAGUGGCCACACACACAGCGCCUGUGAGGUGCUCCACCCGGGAGGAGUGCUCGAGGUGAGCGUCCCAUCCUUCAGUUGGAGGAACAGAAACAACCCCAGCUUCAUCAUGGGAAGUCUGACAUCCAGAGACUACGCUCUCUCCAAGUGCUACCUCCCAUUUGAGGACAGGGUGCUGACCACCUAUGGCGCGGCGGUUAGCUUCCUUGUGCUCCUCGUCUUAGCUCACUUUGAACGCUUGCCUUCCUCUCUUCUGUCUGGUUGGAAGCGGUGGAGAAUGCACACGAGAAGAUGA
Messenger RNA from Microtus ochrogaster (prairie vole), 1826 nucleotides. It is a transcript of the gene Mppe1, whose product is annotated as metallophosphoesterase 1. Gene Ontology annotation, biological process: endoplasmic reticulum to Golgi vesicle-mediated transport; GPI anchor biosynthetic process. The record is from RefSeq and is a predicted model, not a curated record. Gene Ontology annotation, molecular function: phosphoric diester hydrolase activity. Lineage: Eukaryota; Metazoa; Chordata; Mammalia; Rodentia; Cricetidae. Gene Ontology annotation, cellular component: endoplasmic reticulum-Golgi intermediate compartment.